Pan troglodytes (chimpanzee) is the source of this 2374-nucleotide messenger RNA. RefSeq names its product guided entry of tail-anchored proteins factor 3, ATPase (gene GET3). The record is from RefSeq and is a predicted model, not a curated record. Gene Ontology annotation, biological process: tail-anchored membrane protein insertion into ER membrane. The transcript is spliced from 8 exons. Gene Ontology annotation, molecular function: ATP hydrolysis activity; ATP binding. Bases 1109 to 2155 code for a protein of 348 amino acids. Gene Ontology annotation, cellular component: GET complex. Lineage: Eukaryota; Metazoa; Chordata; Mammalia; Primates; Hominidae.
GCUGGAGUGCAGUGGCGUGAUCUCGGCUCACUGCAACCUCCGCCUCCCGAGUUCAAGCGAUUCUUCUGCCUCAACCUGGUCUCGAUUCCUGACCUCGUGAUCUGCCUGCCUCGGCCUCCCAAAGUGCUGGGAUUACAGGCGUGAGCCAACGCGCCCAGCCUAUUUUAUUUAUUUAUUUAGAGACGGAGUUUCACUCUUUCACCCAGGCUGGAGUGGAGUGAAGUGGCGCAAUCUCGGCUCGCUGCAACCUCUGCCCUCCGGGUUCAAGCGAUUCUCCUGCUUCAGCCUCCUGAGUAGCUGGGAUUACAGGCGCGUGCCACCACGCCCGGCUAAUUUUUGUAUUUUUAGUAGAGACAGGGUUUCACCAUCUUGGCCAGGCUGGUCCCGAACUCUUGACCUCAGGUGAUCCACCCGCCUCGGCCUCCCAAAGUGGUAGGAUUACAGGCGUGAGCCACCGCGCCCGGCCCGAGAAUCAGCUUAUUUUAUGAGCUGUAGUAUUCAGAUGAAGUCGGGGUUAUUUCUAGUCUGUAGUCUCCCUCUAAAGUUGAGUGUCAUGGGCUGGGGUCUCCAUCAAGGGCCUGGAACCCAGCUUCUGUUCCUGCUCUAAGACAGAAGUUCAAACAUGAAAUAUGGUAUACUGGAGUCUUCUCUUGAAAUACAAGGAGGCUUUUAGGAAUUCCUUCUACGAAACGGAGCGCAAUUGCAGAAAUGGUGUCUGCUAGGCAUGGGAGAUCAGGGCGUACAGGACAAGACUCUGUGGACUCGCCCACUCUAAGCCACUAUCAGCCCGGGGACCUAUCGCCAACCGAGUCAAUUCGUCUAUGAUUGGUUUGCGGCAAGAGCCAAGAGGCUCACAGCCUAUUGAAUAACAGAGGGGGCGGACCUGAGGUGAGGUUGGGACCUACGGUGAAGAAUAGAGGGAAAAUGAUGGACAUAAAGUUGAGCCUAUGGAGUCAGGCCAAGGAGGACCGGGAAUCUAACUUCACCGAAAGGGCAUGGACUGGGUGUUUGGCUGGUUGCUAAGGAGAGGUUGGCGCUACCGGAACAUAAGAGUGAUUGGUGUUCUUCGUAUGGUGCGCUCCGCUGGAUCACGUGAGCCAGUUCCAAAAUGGCGGCAGGGGUGGCCGGGUGGGGGGUUGAGGCAGAGGAGUUCGAAGAUGCGCCUGAUGUGGAGCCGCUGGAGCCUACACUUAGCAACAUCAUCGAGCAGCGCAGCCUGAAGUGGAUCUUCGUCGGGGGCAAGGGUGGUGUGGGCAAGACCACCUGCAGCUGCAGCCUGGCAGUCCAGCUCUCCAAGGGGCGUGAGAGUGUUCUGAUCAUCUCCACAGACCCAGCACACAACAUCUCAGAUGCUUUUGACCAGAAGUUCUCAAAGGUGCCUACCAAGGUCAAAGGCUAUGACAACCUCUUUGCUAUGGAGAUUGACCCCAGCCUGGGCGUGGCGGAGCUGCCUGACGAGUUCUUCGAGGAGGACAACAUGCUGAGCAUGGGCAAGAAGAUGAUGCAGGAGGCCAUGAGCGCAUUUCCCGGCAUCGAUGAGGCCAUGAGCUAUGCCGAGGUCAUGAGGCUGGUGAAGGGCAUGAACUUCUCGGUGGUGGUAUUUGACACGGCACCCACGGGCCACACACUGAGGCUGCUCAACUUCCCCACCAUCGUGGAGCGGGGCCUGGGCCGGCUUAUGCAGAUCAAGAACCAGAUCAGUCCUUUCAUCUCACAGAUGUGCAACAUGCUGGGCCUGGGGGACAUGAACGCAGACCAGCUGGCCUCCAAGCUGGAGGAGACACUGCCCGUCAUCCGCUCAGUCAGCGAACAGUUCAAGGACCCUGAGCAGACAACUUUCAUCUGCGUAUGCAUUGCUGAGUUCCUGUCCCUGUAUGAGACAGAGAGGCUGAUCCAGGAGCUGGCCAAGUGCAAGAUUGACACACACAAUAUAAUUGUCAACCAGCUCGUCUUCCCCGACCCCGAGAAGCCCUGCAAGAUGUGUGAGGCCCGCCACAAGAUCCAGGCCAAGUAUCUGGACCAGAUGGAGGACCUGUAUGAAGACUUCCACAUCGUGAAGCUGCCGCUGUUACCCCAUGAGGUGCGGGGGGCAGACAAGGUCAACACCUUCUCGGCCCUCCUCCUGGAGCCCUACAAGCCCCCCAGUGCCCAGUAGCACAGCUGCCAGCCCCAACCGCUGCCAUUUCACACUCACCCUCCACCCUCCCCACCCCCUUGGGGCAGAGUUUGCACAAAGUCCCCCCCAUAAUACAGGGGGAGCCACUUGGGCAGGAGGCAGGGAGGGGUCCAUUCCCCCUGGUGGGGCUGCUGGGGAGCUGUAGUUGCCCCCUACCUCUCCCACCUCUUGCUCUUCAAUAAAAUGAUCUUAAACUGC